This is a messenger RNA of Poeciliopsis prolifica (blackstripe livebearer), 7303 nucleotides long. RefSeq names its product Rho guanine nucleotide exchange factor (GEF) 38 (gene arhgef38). Lineage: Eukaryota; Metazoa; Chordata; Actinopteri; Cyprinodontiformes; Poeciliidae. The coding region runs from base 3471 to 5888 and encodes 805 amino acids. The transcript has 14 exons. Gene Ontology annotation, cellular component: cytoplasm. Gene Ontology annotation, biological process: intracellular signal transduction. Gene Ontology annotation, molecular function: guanyl-nucleotide exchange factor activity; protein binding. The record is from RefSeq and is a predicted model, not a curated record.
UGUGUUUCAGCAGCGCGUGAAGAAAGGCUACCUGAGGUAAAUAUGUCUCCAGCUUCCUUCCCGCAUGUCUUCUACUGUUGCAUAAGUAAUAUAAUCUCCAGCUAAGCCAGACUGACGCAUGAUUUUUUUGUGCAUUUUAAGAAAUUCUAUGUAAGACAGCAUAUAUAGCACUCUAAUAUCUAAUAAUGUUUCUAUGGAACAAUGCUGUUUGGAGAGUAAUAAUAUGGGAUUGUUGAGGAGCGUCAAGGAGAAAUCCUUGUCUUCACUUGAAUCAUUAAUGAGUUAUAUCUCAAAGGGAUAGCCCAGUCAGUUUCAAGAUGGGCUUAACUUGGAUGUGGAUGACUUCCUGUCAAGCACUGUCCGACCAACACUGAAGAGUUGGAACAAGAAGAUGCCAAAUAAAUGGCUAACAUCCAAUUGCUUAAUUAAAUCUGCUGUUAAAAUGCUAACUUAGGUUCAAUUACAUUACAGCUUUAUUCACAGAAGGCAUCUAAAGUUAGAAGGCUUCAAGAGUAACCAGAAAUGUGACAGCCGGCCGAAGGAGAAACUUGAGUGUAGAUUAGUGAUGUAGAAUCUCUUUUUCAUACAAAAACAAUUUGUGCAUGUAAUUUGAAAAUCGAAGUUCCAAAGUUUGAAGGUAGAGUAGAGACAGAAGUGAAGUUGCUUGAGGUUCAAUGUUUCCCCUGUCAGAUAUGAUUUGGGGUGCCUGCUGGCUGUUCAUCAACAGUCCAACAUCAGCAAAACUGUCUACCAGAAAAUCUUAGCGUACUCCACGGUCUCUUCUGGUGACUUUAUGAAGUUUGUCAUUUCAAGCAGUACUUAAUACCUGCCCACUCUGCCAAACGUAGUGGUAUCUGAUUUGAUCACCAUGGUAUAGACCAGUGGUUCUCAAACUUUUUUCAGUGAUGUACCCCCUUAAAAAUAUAUUUUUAGUCAAGUACUCCCUGACACGGGCAAAACAUUUUUGGAAGAAAAAAAACAGUGCUGUAAAAUCACUGAUUUAUUAAAGCCGAACACCUUAUUUCAGUGAACCUGACAAAUACAUCCAUAUUGCAAACGUUGCAUGUAGAAACAAAAAAGAAAAACAGAACACAGUGACCACCAGGAAGGCAUAAAACCAGUCAAAACUGAAAUAUGCAAAACACUGCUAACUUAUAUUGGUCUCUGAAAUGGUACAAAAUUAAAUAUAUUGUAGGGUUGCAAUCAAAAAAAUCAAACAAAGUCCAGAAGUUGUAGAGCUCUCAUUUGUUUUAUCUUUUUUUCCAAAAACAUUUCCAUCCAGUUACAGCAUGACAUGUUCACACACAAGAGGGAGAGUCCCGAUCUAACACACCUGCCUUUUAAAGCAUUGGCUCUUCCUUGACUAAUUAAGGGGUGGAGUCAACAUUUACAAGUGAAAAAAACAUUUGUACUACACUAUAUUCCUAGAAAGAAAUUUACAUUUCAACUAACAACCUUCAAAACUAAAACAAAAACAAUCUGGGCCCCAAAUUAAAUCCAAACACAUCUCCCUUCCCUCUCAAACAAUAGAUUCUGAGGUUGAUUGAAAACACCAGGUCCUUGUCAGCACUGCUCAUGGGCGGGCUUCCAUGGCAACACCUGACCAGGUGACCUCAAAGAGAAGAAAAGUGAUUAAAACAAAAACACCAAACAAAGCAAGUUGCUUCCUCCAAACAAAAUACAGUUAAUAAAUAAAUUGGAAUAUAGCAGCACAAACACAUCACCUUUUAGGGAGGGGUAAAUCCCUCACAUAUAUACAAAAAUAACUAAAAAGUGUUCACAGAAAUAAAUCUAUAACUUAAUUACAAAAUAAAUUAUAUUUUGUUUCCAAAAUAAAUUUACUUUAUAAAUAAAGAUUUGCUCGCAAAAAAAACAAUAAACGUUACCUCUUUUCAGAUAAAAAAAGAAGAUUGCACUUUAAUCACUUUGCAUUGAACAUUUGAUUCGGUUUGAACAGUAAGUUACGGUGUCAUUAGACAGAGUUUUUAAUGUAUCCGCUGAUUUUUUGCACAGGAUAGUUUCAACAGCAGCGGGGAGCAACAGGUCUUCCGCUAUGGUGAACGGUUUUUUAGCUUUAGCAACGAGCAAAGACACCGCGUAAGAAGCCUCCGAGGCUUUGGCUGAUGUAGUGGAGGCUUUUCGCAUUGUGGCUUUGAAUGACUUGAACUCAGAAAGUUUUCUCCUGAAGAACUCCGGUGUCUUACCAACAUGGCAUCCAUGUUUUGUGGUGAGAUGCCGCUGGAGGUGUGCCGGCUGCAUGCUAGCCGGCUGCAUGCUAGCGUUGGCUAAUUUCUCCCCGCAAAAAACCCCCACAGUGCCUGGGGGGUCAGAGAUCGUGGACGUAAAUCCCAUUAAAACAUACUUUUCCAUGUAUGUUCUGUACUUCGUCGGCUCUGGUUUUGCCUUCUUUUUCACUUUAUCUGAACUUUCAGCAGCAUUGCUGCUAGGCUUUAGCCACGUCUAUUUUAAAGGGUAUUGAAACUAAAUACUGAAUAUAAAAUUCAGUGCAUGAACACACAUUUAUACUUUAUCGAACUUUUUACAAAAUAAUUUUUCCCAAGACUUAUUAUGAGGAGCCGACUGAUUUUUUAAAGAUAUUUUGAAAAGCUUCACGUACCCCCAGGGGUACGCGUACCCCCAUUUGAGAACCACUGAUAGACUAAUCACCGGCAUGUUACGCUGCGUUGGUGCCACAAGAGGCGGCCCAGCUACUGUAAGUACUGAAAGUGAUAUGGUGGUCAGCACGUGGUCAUACUUUGGAAGAGAGCAAUAUUUCUGUAUUUAAAAGGAUAUCUUGUUGGGGUUUCUUUUUUUUAAUAUUCUAAUUUUCUGAAUCUUGGAUUUUAAUUUAGCUACAAGUCAUAUUAAACAAAAUUAAUAGGAAUAACUUUCUUUGUAAUGAGUUUAUGAAAUAUAAAUUUCACUGUUUGUAUUUAAUGAGUGUAAAUGAACUUUUAAAUAAAAUUUUAAUAUGGAAAGAUGCACCUUGUUUAUGGCUAAAUGCAUAGGAUUUCUAAAGAUGAUCUCAUUCAGUUUUGUGUAAACAUUAAGCUGAAUUUCCCAGUUUGUUUUUACAGCCAGGCCAUUUGCAUGACUGCCUUAUUUAACUUCCUCAUCAGCAGUGGCACCUUGUCAGUAAGUGAGAGGCAGCUUUUCUUUCCAUUUUGUUAUAGUGUAUGAGCAAGGAGAUGACCUCAAUAGUAGUUUCUUCCUUUAAACCCUCUAAAUAAAGGUACGGUACAAAAUGUCCUUUUGGUGAGGAGAUGUGAUGGCCUAAAGAGAGGAAAAGCCUAGGCAAUAAGUGCAGAGGUGUGGCCCUCGUGACAGGUUCAUGGGGAGGAGCUGAGCUACCUGUGCUCUGCAGGCAGUCAGGACACAUUGAACACUACACCUGUUGAACUUCCCAGGCAGUCUCCCUCUUUCAACCCUCCUGUUCUCUUUCACUGACCUGAGGAAAGGGGGACCUCACCAUGGAUCCCAAGGAGGCCAGUGGGGGUGAGAAGGACAAGGAAAGACAUAUAAAAAGAAAAAACCGCCCUGUGUUCCUGCGGUACCUGGAGAGGAGAAAGACGGACACUAUAGUGGCCGAUGACAUGGCCAAAGGUGACAUCAACCUGGGGACGCUGGUGAGGAGGAGUCAGUCUGACAAGACGGAGUACAGCGCUAAACUUAAAGAGAAACUGAUGCCACUUGACCUGUCAGCUCUUCCCUCUCCGGUGCUGGACAUGGAAGAGAUUCGGUCCAGGAAGAUGAGCCGCAGGGCGAAAGUGAUAAAAGAACUUGUGCAAACUGAAAAGGACUACCUCACCGACUUGGAACUGUGCAUCAGAGAAGUCGUCCAGCCUCUACGAGUGUUACAGGUUGUUGAUGUGGACCGACUUUUCACCAACAUGGAGACGGUGUGUGAGGUGUCUGCAGCUCUUCUUCACAGAAUUCAUGUGUCCAUGUCUGACCCAGAUCCAGAAGCAGUCGUCAUAGGGGAAGUGUUUAUCCAGGCAAAGGCAGCUUUGGAAGAUGUAUAUAAGAUUUAUUGUUACCACCAUGACGAUGCCAACACGUCAUUGAAGGCCUAUGAAAAGGAGGAACAGAUAACGCAGCAUUUUACUGCUUGUAUCUUAGCAUUGAAAAAAAUCUAUGACCAAGAAGGAAAACCCAAUUUGUUGAACAUGGGCUCCCUGCUGAUCAAACCAGUCCAGAGAAUCAUGAAGUACCCAUUGCUUCUGGGGGAACUUUGGCAGGCCACCCCUGAAGACCACAUUGACUAUCUGCCCCUGCAGGAGGCGCUCACCGCUGCCAAGAUCAUAAACGUUAACAUCAAUGAGUUCAGGAGACGGAAAGACAUAGUUAUGAAGUACAAGAGGUCAGAAAACGAUGAAGGCACGUUGAGGGACAUGAUUAGCAAGAUUAACAUCCACUCCCUCCGGAAGAAAGGAGACAGGUUCGCAGGAUAUCUGAAGAUUCUCACUGGAGUAGAACCACAGGUGAGGGAUGAAGUGUUUGAUAAGGAAGAGAAACUGUUCAGGAGUCUGGAGAAAGCUGUGAGGCAACUGGCCAAGAAUGUGAACUGUUAUGUGCAAUACACUCAGGAGAUGGUGCCUGUUGCUGUUCAGAACGUGAAGGACAUGGAAAACAUGAUUACGAAUCUAAGCAAUGCAGACAUAAAUGGCUCAUCACACAAGAAUGGCAAAGACCCUUAUAAGUACUUUAAAGAGCGAAUGGAGGAGUUGGUUCUGGUGCCCCUCACCUCUCUGCAGGGCAUGUUCACAGCCCCGCAGAAGCUCAUCCAGAAGCGUUAUGACAAGCUGCUGGACUACUGCUGCCGCCUGGAGCGCUCCUCCUCUUUUUCAUCCUCAUCCUCAUCCUCCACCUCCACCGCGUCGUCCACCACCUCAUCAGCGUCAGAUGCACCUCCUGGUCCUGCCAAGAGAGACUAUGAAGCCAUCAAUGCUUUGCUUGUGGACGAGUUGCAGAGGUUCAACAAGGCAGCUUAUACUAUCCUGACAAACUGUGUGCUGUGUCUGGUGGCCCUUCUCAGAGGACUGAUGGGUUGCGCUUUGGUUGCAGCUCCGGCUGUUCACCAGCUGCCUCCUCCACUGUCAAACAUGGCUGAGGUGCAAAACAGCAUCAUGGAUGAGCUGAACAACCUGACUUUUGUGAAGGAUAAUGCUCAGAAGCUAAUGGAGAGAAAAGUCAGCUUUGAGAGGCAACGAGACAAAAAAACUGUGGUGCAGGAGGUGCAGCAUCAAACAGAGGAGCAGCGCGCCUGGCUGCUGGCGGAGUACCCGCCGGACCGCCUCUACCAGCUGAAGAGGAAAUGUAAUGGCUGUCAGGAGCAGGACCUCAGCCUGCUGGAGGGAGAGCUGGUGGCCUUGUUGGAGGAUACAGACCCUUUAGGCAGCAGCAGCCGUUGGCUGGUGCACAACGGAGGUGACAAAGGCUAUGUCUACUCCACGUUCCUGAAGCAGUACAACCCUCUGAGGGACUCCCAGCGGAGAAACCAGAAGGCCAAAGAGCAGCAGCAGCAGCCUGCUGUCAUCACAUACGAGGACUUUGACGACCUCAGCCUGUUUGUGUCACCCAGCAGCAGCAGCGUGCGUAGCCUCAGCAUGAACACCACAGACAGCAGCUCAACCCUCUCAGGUCUGCAGGGAGACCUGGAGAACGCUGAAGAACUGGAAGAGUCUGUGGAUGGUGACACCCAACAGUAUUAUGCCGUCUAUGCAUUUCAAGCACGCUGUGAACAGGAGCUGUCCCUGCAGGAGUACCAGCACGUCCGCAUACUCCAGUUCUGUGACCUGGGCGGAAACAAGCAGUGGUGGUUGGCUGAGGCCAAUGGACAGAAGGGAUACGUUCCUGCUAACUACCUUGGCAGAAUGUCAUAUGCAUGAAUCUAGAAUGUAAAAAUUACAAAAAGAAAGCAAUAUUAAUAAUUAUGACGUCAUACCAAACAUUUAUCUUCAGUAAUAUCGCACAUUUAGGAAAUUUUGGAAUCAAAUAUUUUGUAACUGUUCAAGGUUACAUAUUUAUCCAUUUUCAGUUUAAUACCAAAGUCACGAGAAAAGUAACUGCAAGGGCUUUUUUAUUGCUGUGUUGCAUCAGCUUCUAGUUCAUUGUUUUAAAUUUAUGUAAGAAAACUUUCCUUUUUUUUUACAUUUAAAGCCUUACAGAAUUAUUGGCACUGGUGAUAAAAAUAUCAUUAAAAGUGCUAAAUACCUAUAUACCACAGGUUUCUCCAGUACUCCAAUGAUCAAGCUUUGGAGUUUAUUUUUUCUCCAUCAUCCUCUUCACAGUGGAUGAUGGAAAGACAAACGUUGUUCCUUGUCUAUUCUUUUGCUGUCCGACUUCUAGUUGCUUUAAGGUGUUUUAUCAUUUCAUUGAUUUACAGCCAAGUUUAGGCGGCUAGCUAUAUUGUUAUCAUUUCCAGAUUGGCAAAGACCAACACAUAUUCAGAUUAUGGCAUGUUCUUUUGAUAUCCAUUUGGAAGAGUAGAUCAAAAUAUCUUUGGUGUCACAUCAGUCCAAAAAACAGCAAGUCAGGGGUUACCAAUUAAAAUGUAAAACACCCUGAAAAACACCUUUAAAAAAUUAAUUACAAUUUACCAAAAAUCUAUAGUUACACGCGCUUUAAAGGAUUUGUUAAGGGUGCCAAUGAGCUUAGUAUCGUUAACUCUCUAAAAGUAUAAAACUUAAUCACCACAGGAUAAAUGUACUCCGAUGAAAAGUUGGUUCACUGAUUUUGACUUUCAGAUGGAUAUUACUGAAAAAACACAAUUCUUAAGAUGUUUUUCCAACACAGAUUACUUGUGCCAAUAUGUGUAGAAAGCUCUGUAUGUGAUAACAUUUAAGAUCAGAAUUUGUCAACAAUCAUAACAUUGUUUUUUUAGACGAUAAAGCAAGAACAAGGUUUUUAUCUUUUUUGCACCCCUCCCAAAACCCCCAGAUCUGUUAACAUGUUGAAUUUCUGCUUUGUGAAUAAUGAAACUGCACUUUCUAGAUGUAAAUGUUUUCAACCACCAUGUAGAACUGCUUUGUCUUCAUGUGAAUGUAGUACGAGAGCUCACCGUUGGUUUUUAACCUGUCAUUUGGUUUGGAUGAGAGUUCAGAUGAAACUGCAGUGCACUUUGCUGAACACCUUUUGUACCUCAGUGUUGUUUAUAUUGAAGUGAUACGAUCAUGAAGUAAUAUGUGACUUGAUUUAGAGAUAAUUUAUAUAAAUGAAGAAAAUUGUGAAGAAUAUUUUUUAUGAUUUGUUCAAAAUGUUUUGAUUUGCAUUAUUCAUUUUUCUUAAAUUUGAAAGAUUUAAU